Molecule: messenger RNA, 774 nt
Organism: Aspergillus fumigatus Af293
Lineage: Eukaryota; Fungi; Ascomycota; Eurotiomycetes; Eurotiales; Aspergillaceae
Exons: 2
Coding region: 1-774 (257 amino acids)
Source: RefSeq, a predicted model, not a curated record
AUGGACCACUCGGAUCUGACUGAAUCCCACGCCAGAGAGGUCACUAGAACGCAUCGCUCUUCAUCCUCUCCAUCCGAAGCCUCGAAUUCAGCACGCAUGUCGCCGUCAACCCUGCCACAGGCAAGUAAUGGUGCUGAUCGAGCUGUACAUAAUGGGAACUCCGCACAGCGGCAAUCCAGUUCGAUCGAGGGCCUGAGAAACCGAGAUUCCGGAUCUGGCAACGGGGGUCACUCAAAGGAUCCAACACAAGGAAACAGAGGGAACACCGAUGCAUCAAACGAUCAGUCGGAUUUGGACGAUUCACAUAUCGCGUGGUAUACUCGACUGGCGGAGAGAUAUGGCAGUGUAGAACUCGAAAAUAAGGGAAGUGUCGCUCGAGAUCAUCUUGCAUUAGCUUUUGCUUCCAUUGGGAUCGCAGUGACCCAGCUCUUCCGCCUGAACGCGACCAACGCACCGUCUUCCGACGUAUCUUCUCAACAGUUUCCUUCUCUCCUUUCACCCCCUUUCUAUGAUUCCGCAACAAUACAGAUCACGUCUGAAUCCCAACGACUGCGGAAUAUUGGCAAACCUCUCGGAACGACGUUCAUCGGGAUCGCCCUGAUGAUCCUUCUGAUUGGGUUCCACCGCUAUUUUGAGAGUCAGUACUGGAUCAUCAGGGGUAAAUUUCCAGCGAGCCGUGGAAGUGUUGCUCUGGUAGCAAUCGUUGCGGCUGCUUUGAUCGUAACCUCUUUUGUCGUCAUACUCGCAAUUUCGCCAAGUGCUACCGAGAGUUAA